Molecule: messenger RNA, 1693 nt
Organism: Gadus morhua (Atlantic cod)
Lineage: Eukaryota; Metazoa; Chordata; Actinopteri; Gadiformes; Gadidae
Gene: znf362a
Product: zinc finger protein 362a
Exons: 9
Coding region: 126-1466 (446 amino acids)
Biological process (GO): regulation of transcription by RNA polymerase II
Cellular component (GO): chromatin; transcription regulator complex; PcG protein complex
Molecular function (GO): RNA polymerase II cis-regulatory region sequence-specific DNA binding; DNA-binding transcription factor activity, RNA polymerase II-specific
Source: RefSeq, a predicted model, not a curated record
AUGCGGCGCUUGCAGCACCCAGAAGUGAACAGCAGGCGACCCGGAAGGUCUGAACUCCGACUGAAGGCGAGCAGUAAAAGAACCAGCAAGCUUUUAUAAUUUGUAUCUUCUAUCAAGGGUUCAGAAUGGCUGAACCUCGCUUUAACAACCCCUAUUUUUGGCCUCCACCUCCUUCAAUGACUGGCCAGCUGGAUAACCUAGUCUUGAUCAAUAAAAUCAAGGAGCAGCUGAUGACGGAGAAGAUCAGGGCCCAACACCUGCCGCCCGCCGCCGUCCCCUCCCAGCAGCCCUUGCUGGUGCAGACGGACGGCGGCCAGCACGUGAUGUCCAUUCCUAAAGCCCAGCAGAUGCCGGGGCUCCACCCCCACAGCCCUUCCCCACCAGACAUUGCCCUGCACGCCCGCCCCGCCUCCAGCUCCGUCUCAGGCAGAAUCCUGGGAGACGUAAACUUAAAUCUGGAUGACAAGGCCGCUAUCAAAGCCAGAGGAUUGUGGGAAGACUGGCAUUUGCGUCAAAUCAUUGAACAACCUUCUAGAACAAACCACCUAUCAGGCGUAGCGUUGGCAUCCAGAACGGGCAACCUCAAUGCCUCUGAUGUCAUCACGCCCAUCACGCCCACCUCCAGCAGCCAGAGCCGGAUGGGUGGCGCCUCCUCGCCUCACCUGAACUCGGGGUUGGCCGGUUGUCAUGGCAUGGAGCCCAUCAAAACCAACGGGGGCCUGGCCGGGCUUCUCGGACCCCCACCCAAGAUGGAAAGAGGCCGUAAAAAGAUCAAGGCGGAGAACGGGAACUCUCCACUUCUGGUGGUGCCCUAUCCUCUACUGGCCUCUGGAAACGACCAGUGUGUCUCCUUCACAGCCAAAGAGGGCAAGACCUACAGGUGUAAAGUUUGUCCGUUGACCUUCUUCUGCAAGUCCGACAUGCAGAUGCACUCCAAGACCCACACGGAGGCCAAGGCCCACAAGUGUCCCCAUUGUACCAAGUCCUUCGCCAACGCCUCCUACCUUGCACAGCACCUGCGCAUCCACUUAGGGGUCAAGCCCUACCACUGCUCCUACUGCGAGAAGUGUUUCCGCCAGCUCUCUCACCUGCAGCAGCACACCAGAAUUCACACAGGUGAUCGGCCCUAUAAGUGUCUUCAUCCAGGGUGCGACAAAGCAUUCACUCAGCUCUCCAAUCUACAGUCUCACCAGAGGCAACACAAUAAAGACAAGCCCUUCAAGUGUUCCAAUUGUUUCCGUGCCUACUCUGACGCUGCGUCCCUCCAGAUCCACCUGUCUGUACACGCCAUCAAAAAUGCAAAGGCCUACUGCUGCAGCAUGUGUGGCAGAGCAUACACCUCUGAGACCUACCUAAUGAAGCACAUGUCCAAGCACACGGUGGUGGAGCACCUGGUGAACCAGCAGCACUCCCCACAGCAGAGGACCGAGUCCCCCGUCAUCCCCAUCCGCAUCUCCCUCAUCUGAGACGCAUCCCCUCCCUGCCUCUCUCACUCUCUCUGGCACUAUCCCUCUAUGACUGUCUGUCUCUCUGUCUCUCUGUCUGUCUGUCUGUCUGUCUGUCUGUCUGUCUGUUGCUCUCUGUGUCUGUCUAUUUGUUUCUGACUGUCUCUCUCUUUCCAUCCACCUAUCGCUCUGUGUCUGUCCAUUUUGUCUGUCUGUUUCUCUCUCUCUGUCUCUCUAUCUGUCUGUCU